Messenger RNA from Phytophthora sojae, 1065 nucleotides. RefSeq lists its product as hypothetical. NCBI's taxonomy places the organism in Eukaryota, Oomycota, Peronosporomycetes, Peronosporales, Peronosporaceae. Gene Ontology annotation, cellular component: mitochondrial inner membrane; TIM23 mitochondrial import inner membrane translocase complex. Bases 112 to 738 code for a protein of 208 amino acids. The transcript has 2 exons. The record is from RefSeq and is a predicted model, not a curated record. Gene Ontology annotation, biological process: protein import into mitochondrial matrix. Gene Ontology annotation, molecular function: transmembrane protein transporter activity.
CGGACGGACGUCAGCAGUAGCAGCAGCUCUCCGCUCGCUCGCCCUCCUUCUCCUCCUUCUCCUCCUCCUUCCUAGCCCCCUCCCCACAGAACACUACAGACCUCAGGCAGCAUGAGCAGAAGCAGCUGGAACUCGGACGACCGGUGGCAGGACUCGAGCGCGUCGGGCUCGGGCGCGGGCUUCGACUCGAGCGCCACGAGCGGCCUCGAGUUCCCCGUGCUGCCCACGAUCCCGUCGGGCAGCAUCGACAUCGGCGCCAUCGCGCCCGUGUUCGGCGUGGCCUCGUACGACGACGACGCCGACUAUUUGGACUACGACAAGGCCGGCCGCCCCUUCAUGGAGCAGAUGAGCGGCUCGUGCGGCACCGCCUACUUCUCGGGCAUCAUCGGCGGCGGCGCGUACGGCGCGCUCACGGGCUUCGCGCGCUCGCCCAGCACCAAGUUCAAGAUCCGCAUGAACUCGCUCAUGAACGGCGCGGCCACGCGCGGCUCCAAGGCCGGCAACGCGCUCGGCUGUCUCGCUAUGAUCUACAAGGCGUUCGAGUACGUGGCGGACUCGGCGGAGAUCGAGAACAUCGUCAAGUUCGACCAGGUGACGCCGAUCCUGGCGUCGGCGGCCACGGGCGUCUUCUACAAGUCGACGGCGGGCCCCAAGGCCAUGGUGCUGGCGGGCGCGCUGGGCGCCGGCGUCAUGACGGUGGUGCAGUUCGGCAUCAAGCCCUUCUACCCGCGACUUUAGACGCGCUGUCGGUGCGUUGGUUGCUGCUGUAGUUUUGAGCUUCAGUGGGUAAACGCGAGCCAGUCAGUUGAUGGAACUGGGCGAAUCAAGCCCGGUGUGAACGAAGGCAAGGAACUCGCUCUGAUGGCAGCGCAACCGUGGACAGAGGUUGAGAUAGACAGACAAGCAGACGGACAGACUCGUUGUUGCCGCUCCACCCGAACGCAGGAGAGGGAUAGUUAGAGGACAGACAGGACCAAAGGCGAGCUACUGUAGCCGAGCUCAGCUGGCUACGAAGGAACGACGCGGACGUGCAUAUGUAAGUUAGUACAGCGGAUUUUUCAUCUC